Centruroides sculpturatus (bark scorpion) is the source of this 947-nucleotide messenger RNA. RefSeq lists its product as uncharacterized. The coding region runs from base 26 to 394 and encodes 122 amino acids. The transcript has 2 exons. The record is from RefSeq and is a predicted model, not a curated record. NCBI's taxonomy places the organism in Eukaryota, Metazoa, Arthropoda, Arachnida, Scorpiones, Buthidae.
AGAACAUAUUAUAUAUCUAAGAAAAAUGUCUUCAGAAGACUGUGAUUAUGAUUUUAAUGUGAAACAAACUGUUGGUAAAAAAAGAGGAGCAAAACCUAAAAAUAUAGAAGAUCUGGAGUUGAAAAAGCAAAAGGUUGCCUUAGACCAAAAGUUUGAGUUAGAUCUAACUCUAGAUAAAGGUAAAUCUUCAAAAAUUAAACAGUUUAACAUCAAAAUAUGUGAAAAUCAAUUCAUGAAUUUGACAGAAUUCUAUUCUAAAACAUAUAUUUCGCUGACAAAAUCGAAAGGGAACUAUGCAUAUAAUAAAUAUAAUAUUAAUAUUGACGAUUUUAAAUUUUAUAAAAAAGCCUUUGAUGCGAUGAAUGAACAUUUGGACAAAUGUGAAAAUGUUUAAAAUAUGUCUUUUAUAUUAAGGAAAAAAAAAAAAAAAAUUUUAGAGGUUAUGCUAAAACUUAUCAUGCUCUUAUUUUAGAAAAUACUGAUCCAACUGUCUUUUUUUUAAAAAAUGACAUCUAGUAUUUAUAUUUUAGUUAAUGAUAAUUUUGUUCUUUAAAACCAAAGAUGUAUUCUUAUGCAUCAUCAUCUUCAUAAUAUGGAUUUUUAAUAAUAUGCAAAUGAAAACAUACUUAUGUAAUACAUAGUGUUUGUAAUAAAACUUAUCCGUGUUUAAAACAAGCAUGUAAUAAAACAGCAUCAUUAAAACUGAAUAACAAUGAAACAUAUGAAUGUAAAUUUUCUGUAAUAAAUGAUAAAAUAUUUUACAAGAUGUAAUUGCAUGAAAUGUAAUAAAUAAUUUUGUAUCUGUUAAUAUAUGUACUCAAUUCAAAUAAUGUUUAUCCAUUUACAUAUAUAUUCGAUUUGAAUAAUAAUGUAUUCUAUUAUGAUAUCCAUAUUAUAAAAUGUUAUUAAUAUGAAUAAUGUAUUUUAACAAAAACAACAAUUUUGUU